Penicillium brasilianum is the source of this 1259-nucleotide messenger RNA. Lineage: Eukaryota; Fungi; Ascomycota; Eurotiomycetes; Eurotiales; Aspergillaceae. The record is from the annotation of a GenBank genome assembly.
CCCUGGUCAAGCUACCCAACUGCAGAAACGCACCAGCAAGGGCUUGAUCUUUACAAAGACUGUUCUUGUGAAGCUCCCUGCAGAAAUUCAACCCCACACGAUGUCCGACACCGGUGGCUGGAGCACUAUCGAGUCCGACGAGGGCCUAUUCACCUCUCUCGUCGAGACCCUUGGCGUACAAAACGUCCAAUUCGAAGAGCUCAUCUCCCUAGACGCGGACACAAUACGAUCUCUUGGAUCCGUUUACGGUGUAAUCUUCCUUUUCAAAUGGACCCGUGAAGCAGCCGGCGCACGCGCCGAAGCUCCCCUCGAUGGCAGCUAUGACCCAACCGCCGCAGAGAACAACGUCUUCUUCGCCGCGCAAACGAUCCAAAACGCCUGCGGCACCCAAGCCAUCCUCUCCGUAAUCCUGAACCACGAUAACCCACCUCAGCCCCUCCCACCAAUCACCCUCGGAGACGAGCUACGCUCCUUCAAAGAGUUCACCACGGGAUUCACACCCGAACUGCGCGGGGAAGCCCUCUCAAACUCCGAAGUAAUCCGCACCGCACACAACACGUUCGCUCGCGCGAGCCCAUUCGCCGACGAAACCUCCCGUCCUCAGGAUGAGGAGAAUGCCGCAGAUGUGUAUCACUUUAUUGCGUAUACGCCCGUCAAUGGCACGCUCUACGAGCUAGACGGUCUGCAACCACACCCCAUCAGCCACGGUGCGUGCGACCCGUCCACGUUCCCAGAGAAGGUGAUUGAGGUGCUGCAGCGGCGUAUUGCGCGUUAUCCACCUGAGGAGACGCAUUUCAAUCUCAUGGCGGUGGUGAAGGACCCCCGCCCUCGGGCGCGGGAGAUUGGAGAUGUGGAGACGUUGGAGCGUGAGGAGCGGAAGAGGGCUGCGUGGGCGUGGGAGAAUACGUUGCGCCGGUGGAACUUUGUUGGAUUUAUUGGGGAGAUGAUGAAGGGGGUGGUCGGGAUGAAGGAGAGCCAGGACGGGAAUGGGAAGGCGUAUGAGGAGUGGGUUGAUGCGGCGAAGAAGGCGACGAGGAAGAAGUUGGAGAUGCGGCGGUAAUUCGCUGUUUUCGACUUCCUUCUGGCUUUUGAGAUCUAAAUAUUUGGAAAUUAGAGUGUUGCGAAAGUGGCCACUUACCUACUGCAUGUCCAUGCUUGGUGGACUGGCCUUUUUGAUGCGAUAUGAAUCCGCAUUCAGGAUGGAUAUAUACGGAACUCUUGUCUUAUUGAAUGAGAUACCCCUUUGGUGAUGAUAGAAA